Syngnathus acus (greater pipefish) is the source of this 2771-nucleotide messenger RNA. RefSeq lists its product as uncharacterized. Gene Ontology annotation, molecular function: metalloendopeptidase activity. NCBI's taxonomy places the organism in Eukaryota, Metazoa, Chordata, Actinopteri, Syngnathiformes, Syngnathidae. The record is from RefSeq and is a predicted model, not a curated record. The transcript has 22 exons. Bases 70 to 2487 code for a protein of 805 amino acids. Gene Ontology annotation, biological process: proteolysis. Gene Ontology annotation, cellular component: plasma membrane.
AAAGUAAGACUGAAAUCAAACUGUUAUCAUUGGCGUCUUGGCGUAGGUGGCACACGUUGUUGUGAGAACAUGGGCGAAAUUUACCUCAUCAUCCCUGCUUUAUUGCUAUUUUGCAUUUCUGGAGUAGACAGCACAGACAUUACUCAUGGGUUAAAAGUUACCAAGUAUUCCAUUGUGCAACCUCAGCUGCUUCCUACUAAGAACUCUGAGGAGAAUAAAUCAUACGUGCUAGAAAUAGGCAACAGAUCUCGCAUCCUUCAGUUAAAGAGGAACAGAGACUUUUUACAUCCGGACUUUCUUCGGGAUACUUUAAACAGUGCUUCUAAUCACACAACUCGUCCGAAACAUGUGCAUUGUUAUUAUCAUGGAGUGGUGGAAGGCUACGAGAAUUCCGUGGUGGCACUCAGCACGUGCUACGGAUUGAGGGGUGUGCUCAUUUUCGCAAACGACAGCUAUGGAAUCGAGCCCGUGCCGCUGUCCCACACCGACGAUCACUUCCUGUACCGACUGGCCGAUAUUCAGACCGAACCCGUCAACUGCGGCGUGGUCCACGAGGCAGAAGCCACCCCGAGCCAUGAACCUUUUCAGCCCACACGCACCAUCUCGGCUUUGCUGCGGAAAAAACGCAAUUUACCUCAGACCAGAUAUGUGGAGCUGGUUUUGGUUGUGGAUCAUCUCAGGUAUCAGUUCAAGCAAGGAAAUGAGUCAGCGAUAUUCGAGGAGAUGGUGGAAAUGGCCAACCUGCUUGAUGGGUUUUACAAGCCGCUGAACAUCCGCAUGGUGCUCGUGGGCCUGGAGAUUUUUAGCGAGCCCAACCCAUUCCAAGUGGAGGAUACCGCGGGCACCGUACUGCGUAGCUUCGUCAAGUGGAGGAAGUCGGACCUGUUGCCGAGGAAACGGCACGACAUCGGUCAGCUCGUGGUCGGUCGGCCCAAUUCGUACCCGGGGGGGGUGUUGGGGAUGGCUUUUGUUGGCACCGUGUGCUCGCCCACCAGCUCUGGAGGAAUCACCGUGUUUGGUGACGACGAUGUGGUUUACGCCUCCAGUGUUGUGGCCCACGAAAUCGGUCACAACCUGGGCAUGAGUCAUGACGACAACCGCUGCAGCUGUGACGGAAAAAGCUGCAUCAUGGCAGCGACCGCCAGCGGCGCCACAAGUUUCAGCCGCUGUAGCGCCGAAGAUUUCGAGACGCUCAUCAUUAGCGGGAAAGGGGUGUGUCUGAUGAACCAGCCCUCCCUUUCGGACGUGGUCGGCGCGGCCAAGUGCGGCAACGGCUUGUUGGAAGAAGGCGAGGAGUGUGACUGCGGCGAACCAGAGGAAUGCAAUAAUAAAUGCUGCAACGCCGCGACUUGCCAACUCACCUCCGGGUCGUCUUGCGCUCAGGGGAGCUGCUGCAGCGACUGUCAGCUCAAAGUAGCCGGGACGCCGUGCAGGACGUCUGCCAACGCGUGUGAUCUUCCCGAAUUCUGUAACGGCACCAGCGCCUUCUGCCCCAACGACUUCUACCUCAUGGACGGCCUUUCCUGUCAGGACAAAACGGCGUACUGCUACGAGGGCCGGUGUCAGACUUACGACUCCCAGUGUAAAAGUCUCUUUGCGCCAGAUUCGGCAACAAAGGCAGCAGAUGAUUGCUUCCUGCAUGCAAACAUGGAGGGAAACCUAUUCGGGAACUGCGGGAUCACCAGCAACGGAGAUUAUAUCAAAUGUGCUGUGGCGGACGCCAUGUGCGGGAAGGUGCAGUGCACGAAUGUGAACGUCAACCAGCCGCCUCCAGGCGCUCACGUCAGUAUCCAGAUCAUAAACGGGUUCAGAUGCGUCAACGCCGAUUUCAACCUGGGUACGGACGUGCUGGAUCCCGCCUAUGUCAACCCUGGGAGUCCUUGCGCUGAAGGAAAAACCUGUCUGGAUUUUAAAUGCGUCAACGCCUCGGCUCUGCUGCCCAACGUGGACUGCGACGCUGAGAGAAAGUGCAACAGCCACGGGGUAUGCAACGACCAAGGGAACUGCCACUGCGACGACGGCUGGAGCCCACCAAACUGUGACCGAACAGGGAUCGGAGGGAGCAUUGACAGCGGUCCUCCUAAAAUAGACUACUCGCUCAGGGACGGCCUUCUGAUCUUCUUUCUGCUGGUUGUUCCUCUACUGGUUCUUCUCAUCCUGGUGCUUCUGUUUGUCUUUCGGAGAGAUACACUCAACUCAUGCCUCAAACCAGUACGCCGUUCCAGGCCACAACGUGCUGGACAGGCCAGUGCCAAUGGAUCUUCAAACAGAAAUACUGAGGCACAUGCCAAUACUCGUAUUCCAACAGAAGUUCCUCCACAGAGGCCUCCAUAUCCACCAGCUACCUCAGCUCCGAUUUCUGGUUUCAGAUAUGGAGAACUGGAUUAUUGGAACACAGAUUCUAAUACUACCUCUGCACAUCCACAAGCUCCCAGGCAGGGACCCGGGGUCCCCAAACCCAUUCCCUCCCCUCAACCACCGAACUAAGUUGAUCUUUCUUUUUCUUUUUUGUAUGUUUAAUGUGAGAAGUGUUUUUUUUUUACAUCUGAGGAGAAACUGUCAAAAAUACACUCUUAAAAUCUUUGAAGUUGAUUGUUUUAACGUAGUUUAUGCUGUCAUUUGUAUUGAUGCUUAAUAUUUAUUGGAAUGUAUGUAAUGGAAUUAAGUAAAUCAGAUACUGUAUAUAUUUGUAUAUUUUCCAGGUAAUUUUAAUGCUUAUGUGAAUUAAAGGAAAUGCCAAUUAUAAUAAAUAAAUUUGUCUAAUGCUUGAA